Molecule: messenger RNA, 1668 nt
Organism: Pochonia chlamydosporia 170
Lineage: Eukaryota; Fungi; Ascomycota; Sordariomycetes; Hypocreales; Clavicipitaceae
Product: cation efflux protein/zinc transporter
Exons: 3
Coding region: 1-1668 (555 amino acids)
Biological process (GO): intracellular zinc ion homeostasis; transmembrane transport; zinc ion transport
Cellular component (GO): Golgi apparatus; membrane
Molecular function (GO): zinc ion transmembrane transporter activity
Source: RefSeq, a predicted model, not a curated record
AUGGCAUCGCCAUAUGCUUUGCCCUCUUCUGCGCUGCCUCACGCGCAUCAGCAGCACAUGCAUUCUCACUCACAUUCUCACCCGUCUCUGAAUGCCUGGAGAGCAUCAAUGUCGACUGGAUCCCUGCCUCCGUCCAUUGAGGACGAGGCCCAUGACCACGAACGGCCGCAUUCGCACUCGAGACAACACUCUCAUGCUCGUCAAGGAUCCCACGCGUCCAACACGAGCGCCGUUUUGCACAGAGAGAAGGCAGCGCCUGCUUCACUAGAUUCCUUGGAUGGGUGGACCAAGGAGACGACUGCUGGUGGGAAGAAUAUCUUGACACCAGGACCUGACGCAGCAACAUCGCCGUAUUCGCCUCCAAUCAAGCACAAUCACAACCACAGUGACCAUUCAAAUCACCAUGAUCACGAACACAAAGAUACCCACAGCCACGACCACGACCACGAUCGUGACCACAAGCAUGGCCACAGUCACAAUCAUGAUCAUUCCCACAGCCACCACCAUACCCACGCAAGCCGACCAGACGAUGGCAAGGCGCAACGGUCUCUGUUUACAAGGACGCUUCUGAAAUACACGGCUGGCAUGCCCAUUUUGCACGCCAUUCUUGUAGAAAAGGACUCCCGGAGAAUCUUCUACUUUAUGGUGUUAAAUUUUGCCUUCAUGGCUGUUCAAGCAUUCUACGGAUAUGUCACCGAUUCGCUUGGUCUUCUUAGCGAUAGCAUCCACAUGUUUUUUGACUGUGUAGCACUGUUCGUAGGGCUGCUGGCAGCCGUGAUGAGCAAGUGGCCACCAAGCCAAAAGUUCCCGUAUGGAUUUGGCAAGAUUGAAACUCUCUCAGGGUUUGCCAACGGCAUUCUUUUGAUGUUGCUGAGUCUCGAGAUCGCAUUUGAAGCGUUUGAACGUCUGUGGGAAGGCACGAAGACUAAGCGGCUCGGCGAACUUUUUAUAGUUAGCAGUCUUGGGCUCGCUGUGAAUUUGGUUGGCAUGAUGGCGUUUGGGCACCACCAUCAUCACGGGCAUAGCCAUGGCCACAGUCAUGCCCAUGACCACUCUCACGACCACGCUCACGGCCAUGACCAUCAUGACCACAAGCACGAGCACACACACGCUUCACAUGGCUGCGGCGGUCACAGCCAUUCGCAUGACAACGAGAAUAUGCACGGCAUCUACUUGCACAUUCUGGCAGACACGUUGGGCAGCGUCUCAGUUAUUGUGUCGACUGCACUGACCAGCAUUUGGGGCUGGGCGGGCUGGGAUCCGUUGGCAUCUUGCUUCAUCGCAGUGCUCAUUUUCCUUUCGUCCAAACCGCUUGUCAUCUCUUCAGCCAAGCGCCUACUCCUCAGUGUCCCCGAAGUUACAGAGUAUAACCUGCGAAAUACACUUGGUGGCAUCCUGGAGCAGCGAGGUGUUGUAAACUAUUGGACGCCCAAGUUCUGGUUGGAUGACCGAACAGGAAGCGAGGAUGGCGAAAAGCUUGUGGGAGUAGUACAUGUCAUUGUGGCACGCGGGUUUGCGUUGGAGGAGACACGGGACCGAGUCCGCGAUUUUUUGAAGCGGCAGGGGAUAGAUGCUGUGAUACAGGUGGAACGGGAAGGUGACAAUGCAUGCUGGUGCACCAGAGGACGUGGCUCCAUGGCGACGCCGUCUGCUCCGAAGAUGCUUUAG